GUCGUACCAUGUUUACUAACUGGAGAUAAGAAGUGAUUUAUUAUACCAGGGUUACACUCUACCAUUACUUGACAGUGUCUGACUUGAAACCAUUUACAAUGAUGUAAGGCUGGUUUACAGAGAGCAUCAGAGAUGUCGACUUACACAGACAGGGAAGAAACAUUGCUUCGAGGUUACAUUCCACUAGAUGGAGAGUACUUGAAUAAGCUGAACAAUGACGAAGAGGUCACAGAGAUUAACUUUGCAGGAAAUGGUUACCUUAAUGAUGGUAUUCUGCACAUGUUGAAAAGGAAACUGGCAGAAAAGCCGGAAAGAUGCAAGAAUCUGAAGAAGAUCAAUCUGGUUGGAUGUAACCUCAUCACUGAUUAUGGGAUACGAUGUUUGGAAAAAAUCCUUAGAGAAUCAUCACAGCUUGUUGAAGUCAACCUUGAUGGAUGUGAGCGGUUAACAGACAACACGGCGGCCAUGUUGAUUGACAUUCACAUGACUCAGCCCACGAUGAUCGGCCACAUGUGUGGCACCGAUAUCAACUAUCUUGCCAGUUCCAGCGUCCAUCUGAAGGCACAAGGACGUCCCAGUAUCGGGAGCACUGCUAAGGAUGAUAGCAGUCUUCUGGGACAUGUGUUGGUGGUACCGGAUCCGAAUCUCAAGGAGAGUUUUGCAGAGUUUCUAGACUCUUCAACCACUGUAGAAAGGAAAGGCUUCACUGUUCACAGGACAAGUCUCAAAGUUGACAACUGGACAUUGGCAGUCACUGAGACAACAAAUGCUAGUCGACUGUUUGAACCAAUCAUAUCGCAUGGACUGAGUCAGGUGAUAAUUCCGUUCAAUGCAUCCUCAGAACCGAAGGAAAUAAAGCACCAUGUUAUGAUGACGAUUUCUCAAGUUGUAGCAAAGGAGCCAGCAUGGCACGGCCAUAAAGAUUCAAAAAUAAACUUGGCAAAGGUCUCGGAACGGCCAUUUCUCCAGACUCAUGUGCAACCAUUGUUGACGAUGAAACAACAAGAUGACGGAACAAUGUUCCUCAGAAAUAUUUCUGCAUCUUCAACGUCCCAGAUGGGUGUAUGGGUAUCCAAAGGUAGACUUACUCGUUCCAACCCGUAUUUUGAGUUAUUUGCUGAGGCAAUGCCGGAGAGAUGCGGACUUCUUGUUGGCUGUUUGCUAGAUCUACUUUACAGUGAUCAGAAUCCUAUGGAUUCAAGCAGCGAUUACGGUGGAUAUGUUGAUGGAAUUGAGCUUAAAGAGGAUACAACUGUCGGAUUUGGAGUGGAAGGUGAUUGGUUGUCGGAAUAUGUCCCUGAUGGAAAUGCCAAGUUUUUCUACAUUGUAAAUGGUGAAAAGAGGGCCGGUCAAAUGGAAGCGGAAAUGAGUGAAAUGAGUGAAAAGAUAACUCCAUGUGGCUCAAUGUACCCAAUCAUCUCGAUACUUGGCGAGGUGGAGGGAAAUGUAUCAAUGCCACCAUUGGUACAGAGACCAAAGGAAGAGGUACAAAAAUUGGCAGCCUCUGACAAGUAUGAACACUGGAUUGAAAAGGGAUUUACACAAAACUGUUUGGUAGAUAGUCAUGGCAAAAUGAUGUACAUCCCUUCCUACAACAAUCCAAAGAGUCAAGGGAUAUUCAUAGGGAGAACACCAAUUGAGGCUUCUGGCAGUUUUGCAGUUGAAAUUGACAAACUUGUGUAUGCGCCAUCUACAGACGCUACAAAUAGUUCAGACAACUUUUUAUUAGAAGUUGGAUGCGCAACAGAGACGUUUAAAAAGAAGCCAGGAUCUAGCUACGUUAUGGCCAUUGAUGUAAACUACAAAACAAAGACAUCACAGAAAGCGUUUAGAACCAACAAGGUGGAACUAUCAAAUAAAACAGAAGGUCCUGCCACUGUUGGUUUGCUAGAAAAAGGUGACAUCAUUGGAGUAGAAUGGGAGAAAAAGGAAGAAAAAACAUAUGAUUUUACAUUCAAAUACUGUGAAAAAGUGGUCUACAAAGAAACCGUCAUAUUUGAAAAACAAGGGAGUAUAAUGCCGUGGGUUGGAAUAAAUAUUCCCCCGUAUAAAGGAGAAGAUGUGUUCAUCGUAAAAUUAUUGAACCUCCUGCCGGAAUACAGACCACCAGUGCCGAAAAGAAAUGCUAUCACCUUGGGUCGAGCUCAUUUUGCCAAUGUUAUGGAUGAUGGAAUAGUGGAAUUCAAACCAAACGUUAGCAAGGAGAAAUCGAUGGGUGAUUUGUACGGGCAUUUUAUCAGCAAAACACCGUUCAAUAAAGAAAUGCUGAAAUUCACUGUGGAGAUGAAGGAUAUGUCAAAUACGGGAGCAUUGUUUGGCAUAGGAGUUUCUGAGCCCGAUGUAAGCAUUACGGGUUUGUUCAUGGGUUGGAAGCCAGGAACCCUCGCCUACCAUGCGGACAACGGACAAAUCUACGACAAUCUUGGCUCAGGAAGUAACAACUACCAGAAACAAGAUGAUGAAUUUGACUAUAAUAUUCAUGGGGGUGAUACAUUGAUAGUGGAGAUCAUGCCAGACACGAGAACCGACACGAAUAUGCAGCUUAUUUUUGACGAGUUUGGAACAUUGGAUUCGCAUCAGACUGUCAUGGUUCAUUUCUACAAGAAUGCCGUUCUGGCUCAUGCGGUUCCCCACUACAUUGCCGGGGACGGACUGUAUCCGGCAUUUUCUAUGAAAUGGGCGACAGUGAAAAUCCAUGGAUUCUAUUCUGAAACUAACGACCUUUGGGAAAUGGUCCUCAGUUCAACAAAAACAGAGGAAACACAUAAGGCGAAAGAAAAGAAAAAAGAAAAAGAAAGAAGCUUCAAAGGAACAGAGUUCUUGCUGGUUGGAGUCGCCACUGGCAACUCGGAUGCGGAGGGAAAAGUUGACCUACUUAAGCAACAACUUGAUUUUGAAAAUUGGCCUCAGCUGAACAAUGUCAUCAAUGCAAUCUCUGAAAUGGAAAGGGACAUUCUUGGAAUGGACCUCGAAGACCAACAAGUUUAUGGAAGACUGUGCAAUGCUCGUGAUAACCUUGCAAACUUUGUAAAACACAGGAAAAAGAGGAUGAGGUUCAUUUCUGGCGGAACUGAUCCAAAGUUGAGAGAAAGGGUACUUCAAGAAAUAGUGACCAAUCAGAAACGACUUCUUGAUUUUCAACCACUCACAGCAGAGUUUACAACUAGCUAUGUCCUGGCAGGGGAGACGAUUAUGAAAAACUUGUCUUCUUUGAAGAUUAUCCCCCUUUCAGAGAUUUUUUCAGCAAUUGAUUUUCCAGAGAAGUUGAGCCAACUUUUUGAUUCUGACAACAGUGUCUUGGCAGUAUUGAAACAUCUUCAGUCCAAGGGGCAACUGCUACUAUUAGAAAAUGGUCAAGAAACUAUGAUUGUGAGUAUCGAAUACUUCGCCUUGUUAGAGGAACGUGUGGACCAACUUUUACCCGCGUCACUUAAGACCGAGAAAACUGUGGUACCGGCUAUCGGGAAAGCGAGUCACGUUUGGACCCAGGCUGCCAUUGACAGUAAACUUCUAACAGAGAUUGAGGCAAGAGUAAAGAAACAACCCUUAGUCCCAUUUCUCCAGCACAGUUUGGGCCUCGUAUCAUUGCCGUGUUUACGAACCAGACCAGAGGAUGAACAGUGCAUCAUGACGACCCUGGAGAAUAUCGGAAGUCCUGCUGUCUCGAUGGACAAGUUUUGGAGCCCUGACAAGGACAUGUCAGAGUUUGUUGUUAUGAAACAAACAUAUACAUUUCCGCUGUCGAGUCCCAGAAGAGUUUUGCCUAUUUUAAUUGCCGGAACCACCAAGUACGGCCGUGUGAUCAUAUUGACCCCAGAGGGCGUAGUUUACCAGAACGGGGCUGUCCAAACAGUGAUAAUUAAACAUCAAAGUUCAGAUCAAACUGAGAUCAUUGUUGAAUCCAGCUGCUUUAUGCCUUCUCUCGAAAACAUCGAAACAUCUCUCAUGUCAAAAGAGACUCCUGCAUAUGUGCGCGAUUACACUUUCCACGUGUUUUCCAUAUAUGUGGAUGUCAUAAUGGAUAUUCUGUUCCGACUGAAUAUCCCCAUGGCAAUACAGAAGUUUUAUCCUGAUACAAUGGUGAAAACCUCUGUUGGCUGUAAGCACAUUUGGACCCAGAGAUCAGAUACGGAAAUCUCCCAAUCUGUGUGUACAAUGUGUAAUAUGUGUUGUGACAAGGGAGAAAACUGUGUCUUUAACGGCAUCAUGGGAGAGCACCUGCGCCAUUGCCCAUGUGACACGAAGGUUAUUGGUUGCCAUGAUUGUGGAAUCUGCAGAAGCUGUGCUGAUGAACUUUGGUCCUUGAAAACCAGACUUCGACCACAUGGCACCAUGUUGACUGCUUUACACCAAACCAUCGACGAGAAAACAAAAAAACUUACAGAAGACAAAAGCAAAGUCGCAGUACGGGUCCUGCGUGAUCCUGUCAACCAGCCCGUUCUUCCGUUAGACCCGCACGUAUACAACCAGGUGGAAUUUGUAAACCUGAACUCGGACAAUAAAUUCCUCUGUCUAAAAGAGGAGUCUGAUGGUUCAAUAACAAAAGUGUACCCAGGGGAUGCUGCUCUUGUCAAGCAAUUGGAAGAUUUAACUACCAUGACGUCAGCCGACAAGAAGAACAUGCUGAAAAAUGGGGACCAUAUCCGAGUGAAGAUCACAGAUCCUCUAGGCUGUAGUUUGUAUAAGGAGAAAGAUGACAAUACUGCGGCAACGAAGCUGCAGAUUGAUCCCGUGUACUUUGGCAAAGGUCGUGAGGUCAAGGUCAUUCAUGAAACAGGAAUAGUAGUUUAUGACUCAGCCUCCACAGCUGUGCCUGUCGGACAGUUCAUCAGUUGUAUGAAAAUGGACAAGGAUCACGACACCUUUAAAAUAAAGGUCAUAUCGACGGGGAAAUCAGGCACAAUCUCCAUGGGUCUAGCGCCAUCAGACUACCCACCUAAUCGACAGUGUGGAUGGAACACCAAGUCAAUUGGGUACCACGCGGAUGACGGAGGAAUAUUCCUGGAGUCAGGCUAUCCAACGAGAAAGACGCAGGCUUGUGCAGUUGGUGACAUCAUGGAGCUCUACAUCGACUUCUCUAAAGACAAGGGCUUCUUCCGCAAGAACGGAGAGAAAAUGAUCGAGCUGAACCUGAAUCCAAACAAGCUGGCAUACUAUCCAAUGAUCGGGAUGCAUUCUGUCGGAGAGGCGGUGCAGAUUAUGGACAAAUCACUCUGGGAAAUGAAAGAUGCAGAAGCUGAUAAAACCUUCCACCCACCAGCAUUUCCAACAUUCAAAUAUGGAAAUUUGUGGAUAAGUCCGGGAGAUCAAGUGACCCUUACCAAGAUGUCAGGCGGGUUCACAGGAUGGGUUACUCUGAACAACCCAAGCAAAGACCCAGUAGGAUUCAAGAUAACACUGGGAGACCUCACAACAAAGAGUGUUUAUGGCGUUAUUGAGGCAAAGAAAGACUUUGUUCACUGGUUUCAGGAGUCUUUAGCUGCAGACAAUAUGCCAGCGCUGGCUUCUGUUGAAUGGACUUCUCUAGAGUCUGGUCGGAAUUACGAAACCGAAGAAAUGAAAAAAAUAUUUGGUGAAACAAUGCAAAAAUUUAAUGCCCUCAGCCACACACACAAGUUACCAGUGGUCACAAGGAUUUCAGCAUCAACAAAAGUGGAAUCACUGCAGAAGAAAAUUGAUUCAACACCAAGCGGCCCAGGGCAAUCUCAGAAUGUGCUCGUUUUGUCGAUUUAUAAGAACCACAGGCUCCUGACAGAAUACUGGCUGAAGAAUGGCAACUACCAAGUGUCUGUGGAAUCGAAAAACAAGAACUCAAAGUUCAUUUUGAAAUAUCCAAAAUGUCCGACGUUUGCAUACCCAAAGGCCUUUCAGAAAGGGAUGAAGCUGUUUGUUUGCCUCGAAAAGGGAAAGAAGUUUGCCGAGUGUGUCAUUGUGGACACGUAUCCAGGAGGAAAAAACCUUGCUCUUGAGUACUCUCCGAAAGAUGCAGCGGCGCUGAACACGACGGUGUGUAUGAUGACGAAUUCACACGCCUUCAAGUUUGCUGCUGACGAGUUCAAUGAAAACGAGGCAGUCGUUCUGAAUUAUGAAGCAAGAAACACCCCAGCCAAUCUUGUGGAAACCUUUGUCCAUGCACCUCAUUAUUUGCUCUCAGAGGGAUCCAGGAAGGUUCGAGAUUACCUGCACCCUGAAUGGAAGGCCAGUGUGCUGCAAUCUGUGAUGAACUGCACUCAACAGUUAACCAGAUAUACAGUUCAAGAGAGGCAUAUCACCCAGGUGUCCAGGAACAUUUAUGACUGGGACCCCUCUGAGUGGAAUGCACUGUUCACCUUCCUUCCCAGGCAUCUUACCGAAGUGACCUUGACAUUUCCUGUUGCCAUGGAGAUGUUCAAAGAUAUUGGUGUUCACAGGCUAUGCUAUUUUGGACAAAUACUAUCGGAAAAUGUUCAGACACUGGAGACGUAUGGAGCCAAUGAAGACUCGUUCAUCACCUUCCGACACCCCGCCCACUUUGUCGACAUCGAGGGUAUUGUCCCUUCCAGUGACAUACAAUUUGACUACUUGUUCGCUGAUGCCAAAAGCGCCUACGCUUAUGUCGCAUUGAUCACUUCCAGGUUGCUGUUACCAUCAUACAAGAACAUUCUAGUGACGGAAGAAAACGAGAAAGAAUUCACGCGGGAACAAAUAGAAACCCUGCUACACAGAAUGCUGCAGAGCUACGCGUCCCUGUGUGGUAUUUAUAGCACAACGUGGGGCGGAAUUCAGUGCACGAAGGACAGUGGCGAAAAAAAAAUCAAAUACUCUGUUCAGCAUGCAGACGGAAAGAUCGUCAAACGUCUCAGCGACAUGAAAGCUGAUCAUGAAAGCGCAAAGUCAGAGUUGAGCGAACAAUCCUUGGUAAAGGCUAUUGACUCUUUUGUAUGCAAGGCACAUUAUUAUAGCCAUUCCAAAGAAAUGACAGAUCAUAUGAUAAGCCUUGAUUACGAAGACUUCACUCCAUAUGCAGAGUUUGUGACGGAUUUCCACUGGGUUCAUUCGAGCCUUGAAACGAUUCCUGACGACUUCUUUGAGAAAUUUCCACAGCUGGAAAAAUUCAAACUCGGGCAUCUGUGGGAAAGAAUGCCUAAGAUAGUUAAGCUACCGGGUGGUGUCAACAAAGCAAAAAAGUUAAGACUGAUUGAGCUCACCAACUUGGAGAUAGAAAGUCUACCGGAGGACAUUUUCAUGAGUGAGUCAGUCAUGUGGAUAACCGUAGUGGGUUGUCCAGUCAAGGAGCUUCCAAACAGUUGGCCUGAAAGUAGUCCGUUGAAGGUACUUGUACUACAAGGACUCAAGCUAACGAGCCUACCCGAACAAAUCAGCCACCUGAACAACCUUCGGGAGCUAGAACUAUGUUACAACCAACUUUCCUCUCUCCCAGACAGCCUGGCAGAACUGAAGAACCUCACCAUGCUGAAACUGAUUGGUGUGCCAUGGUUGAAACUGGAGAUGAAGAAACCACAAAUGACCCUGGAGAAAUACCAGUCCUUCUGGAAAAAUCAUCCCUCCUUUGUGUCUACUGUUGGUGAAGAUGCCAUUAUGAAGCUGUUUGAGAAACAUGACUAUAAUCGCAAUGGCAGCCUUGACGAGGAAGAGCUAGGAGGAGUAAACAAGGACCUGUUCUUCAUGGUGCCCAGGAUAGGGAUGUCUGAUAUCAAUGAUGAAGUGUGCGGAGGAAUUCCCCCAGUGAUAUUUAAUAUGAAGAACCUUCGGGAGUUGUACCUUAACUUCAACGCCAUCAACAUGGUUCCUGCAGCUAUAAAUAACCUGCAGAAUCUUAUCACACUCAGCCUCUCCGACAACCCACUUUUGGAAUCGUUGCCUGGACUGCUUGGUCAUUUGCCUAAUAUCACCUCCAUCAAUAUCCAGAGCUGCCCACAGAUACGAACACCUCCGACGGAAAUUGUCUCACGAGGGUUUGAAUCUGUGAAAGCGUAUCUGAAACGUCUAGCAGGAGGGUUCACUGAAUGUCGCAGAACUAAGCUGAUGGUCGUAGGUCUUGGAGGUGCUGGAAAAACCAGUCUAAUUCGGGCACUGAUGGCAACAGACAAAAAGACAUCGGGAACUGAGAAAGAAACCCCAACAGAUGGAAUCGACAUAAAACCGUGGACAGUUGCCAGCGAAGAUGGUAGGGAAGUCACAUACAGCACUUGGGAUUUCGCAGGACAAGCUGUGUACUAUAACACACAUCAGUUUUUCCUGUCGAAGCGUGCCGUGUACCUGCUACUAUGGAGUAUGAGACAGGGUUACGAGCACGCAGGUCUUGAUUUCUGGCUCAGCUCCAUCUGCUGUCACGCUCCGGGAACUCCAAUUAUUGUGGUUGGAACACAAUGUGAUUUGAUCCCUAAAGCUGAAAUCCCGAUUAAAGAGCUACUGGAGCGAUAUCCCCAGAUUGCUAGCUUUCACCGGGUCAGCUCAAUCACAGGAGAGGGUAUCAAAGAUCUGCAGGACAGUUUGCUGGAUGUCACUCUACAGCAGGGCUACAUGGGCGAGAAAAUACCGCAAGUCUGGCUAAACUUUGAGAAGAGAAUACUCGCAGAAAGACUGACAAAGGUUAAUUACAUCAAAUGGGAGGUUGCGAAGGAGUAUGCAAUGGUACAGGGAAUAUAUGACGAGCGUGACGUUCGCAUGGCAGUCCAGCUGCUGCACGAUCUCGGGACCGUCCAAUACUUCGACAACGAUUUCCUCAGAGACUAUGUGGUCAUCAAUCCACAAUGGAUCGUAGAUGUAAUGGCAUGUGUGGUAUCAGCUCAGAGCUCCCCUAUUCAGAAAAACCAUGGCAGGUUUCUUCACUCUGAUAUUACGACUGUUUGGGAACAAUAUGACCCCAAUUUACAUGAAUGGCUUCUGAGAUUGACAGAAGAUUUUGAUCUGACUUUCCCCCUCCCAACCGAGGCUGUGAAUAUUGUUCCCUGUCUCCUGUCUGGGGAACCCCCUGAUGAUCUUGAGUGGCCCAGGAAGAAAGAGGGAGUCAGAGAAACAAAGAUGGUGUACAGGUUUACCUACCUUCCAUCAGGACUCUUCAACAGAGCUCAGGUGCGACUGUUCCAGCUGUCAGAUGGCAAGAAGGUAUGGAAGAAAGGGUCGCUACUGGUAAAGAACAAGCACAGUGCUCUCAUAAAACAGACGGACAACAAAGAGCUAGUGGUAUUAGUCCAGGGUCCACGUCCAGAGAACAUCCUGUUCCUUAUUCAUGAGGUGUUUGAAAGUAUCAUCGAGGAAUCAUUCAAUGGCGUAUCUUAUGAGCUGUACCUGCCCUGCCCAGACUGUGUAGAAAAAGAGGGAACCACCGACCCAGACCUGUUGUGUUCCAAGCUGAUCCAGAGAGCCAAGGACCACAAAGCUCCAUUCAUUCAGUGUUAUAAAUACUUCCACUGGAUUUCCAUGGCCCAGUUACAAGAAAAAAUGCCGACAGACAGCCGUGAGGUCGCAGAUUUUGACUUUCAGCUACAACAGAGUAUUGUGGCCUUACAGGAGCUGAAUAAUGAACUAGUGGUGGAUUGCGCCAUCAUUUAUGCUGUCUUGGACAUUCCGGGACCCAACGAUAGCGAUGCGAUUUCCCCAUUCCAAAUUCGUGAUGAUAUUAUUGGCUGGGGUCACACCUGUUGGAUGGCAGAAAAUGUCAAUGAGGUCAGCACAGUGGAUUUGACGGCAGCCAUUAAAAACUGCAAAAUCCUCAUAGCGCUUGUUUCUGAUAGUUUUGAACGAGACCCUAAGUGUAACAACUUACUGGUUUACGCUCGCGAGAUACUGAACAAAGAGACAAUUAUAAUUGUUAUCGGAAACUCAAUGGAAUGGCAGAACAAGGACUUGGGAAUGAAAAUUGGACAACAGGAGAGAAAGCUCAUGGUGAAGACAAAAUCCCGUUAUGAAGUUGCUGGCGGAAGACGCGAUGAACUAAAAGAAUGGCUUGCAGAGAAAAUGCAGAUGAUGAAAGAUAAGGAACUAUCCCUUCCUGAGGUGUUUAUCAGUUAUUGUUGGAGUAAUUCCCGCCAGGCACAGGAGAAAUCCAUGCGGAUCAAAGAGGAGGCUUUAGGACACGGGGAUCCGCGGGAUAUUAAAAAUCAGCUGGAACGAGAUGGAAAUCUUCACUGCUGGAUUGAUACAGAAUAUGUUGGGAAGGAAAAGAAAGGAAUAUUUGCUGAUAUGGCGGCUGGGAUUCGGAACAGCAAAGUAAUUCUGGCUUUCAUAUCAGAUGAGUACUCCGAGUCUGACAACUGUAUGAUGGAGCUUAGAUUUGGAAUCUUGAAUAUCGGUCUGCCAGUGAUAGCAGUUAUUGUUGGCACAGGCAAUCAAUGGAAAGAAACUGAGGUUGCAAUGCUUUUGCGACGAGCCAAGGCCACAGAGGUGUAUAUGCAAAAGGAUAACCCUGAGGGUGUGAAUGUUAUCAUAAAACACCUAAAAGAAGCACUCAAGACUCAAGCCUUGAAGGCAAAAAAACCUGCCGCAAAGAAAGACAUGAAGAAAGACGGGGAGACAGAGAAAAAAAAGAAAGAGGGGAACUCCCAUGUAGCUUAUCAGGAAGAAGUUGAGUUAAUCCAGCGGAAGUUUAUGCGACACAUAAUAGGCUCUGUAACAGCAAUGGACCAGACUGCACUGCCUAGGCUUGUGGUCGUGGACUUUGUCAAGGCAGCAGCAGGUAAAACUACCAGGGCAGACGAAGGUCGUGAAAGUUCUAUGGGGACAUCAUCAUCCAUAGGUUCAUCAAUGAAGAGAUUGACAGUGCGAUCUAAGAAGUUUCUGAGGCCGAAGUCGGCAACAAAGUCCAGGGAUAGGCUUAAUAUUGAUGAGAGUGUAUUUGAAGAUGGAGACAUGGAGGACUGGUCCAAGGAAAGCUUCUGUAUCAAGGUCCUGUGUGAACAUGAACAGGGCUGGCAUUUCUGCCAAGAGAUGUACCCACUAGCAUUCAGGAACCGUGAACAACUGGAAACAUUCCUACAGGGGGCAGCACCCUAUCUCUUCCGAAUCUACACAAUCUUGAAACAGAGUCCACUUAAACUUAAAUGUUUCUCUGGAGGAAAGGGAGAGGCAUUCUUGGACUGGAUUAGACUGGCCUCUGAAGAUAACCUGGACUUUGUUGGUGCCAUGACCCACCUGCGCUCUGAAUUGGACAAAGACGAUGCGGCCGAGUUUUGCAGUUGUCUUGCCAGGUGCCGAUUACCGAGUGGAAAAAUCGUGUGGCUGUGCAAGGAGCACCAGGGCAUGCAACGUGUAUCCAAGCUGAGCAUGGGAACCAGUGGCAGCUCGUACAGCAAGAUCACCGUUCUAUACCCAGAGGACAAAUUCAUGUCAGAAAACAUCCUCGAAUCCAAGAAAUACAAGAAUCUCAAGGGGAAGAAAUCUGAUAAGGUACCCUCUGCUCUCCCCAAGCCGGUACCCUUACCCGAGUAUGUGGGGCCUGAUCCCGAGACCCUAGAGACUGUUGGAAGGGCGAGCCCCAGGCCUAGUGACAGGAAAGAAAAGAAAGACAAGUCUAACUCCCCAGUUCCCCCAUCCAAUCAUAAAGGAGACAAAACAACCAAUCAAAAGGAAGAAAAAAAUAAAACGGUCAAUCAGCUGCCUCCAAGACCUCCCUCAGCCAAUAAGAAAUCCUCAAGGCCAUCUUCAGCCAAUAAAAAAGCUCUAAGUGACCCACCCACCCCAGGCUCAUCCAAUCAGGAUCCUUACAAGAAAUCUGAAGAUAGUAAAGGAAAACCGUCAUUCAAAGCAGUGGGAAGAACAGCAGAGCUGGUUACUUCACCUAAAAAGGGAAAUCCCAAGAGCAAGGCUUGUUCACUUAUGUGAAUCUUAAAAUAUGGACAUGCCCCAUUUUGUUUGUAUCAAGCAAAAUAAGGAACCCUUUUCAGCAAAACUUCAUGAAAAUUGAUGAACAAUUUGCUUAGAAAUUUAAUUUAUUUAUACAAGACAAUGAUCAUUCAUUUAUAGGUAGUUAUAUGUAUGUGCUCACUAAUUGAAUGGAAAAUGUAUUAUAGUUAAUGCGUGAAAAUAGUUUUUCGAAAUUCGAAAUAUUUUUUGUUUCCGUAAUUUUACACACAUUUUGGAAUGUGUUGUUACUGUGAUGUUUGAAGUGCAGGAUUAUACACUUUAAACAUUUUAUGUGAUUAAGUCAUAUUGAUGAUAUUAUUAUUUGCCAUUUCAAUUACAUAUACUAACAAUGCAAUAUUUGUAGACAUUUUGACGUUACUUUGCUUUGUUGAACUUGGUUUUUGUAUCUGUUUUGUUAUACUCGGUACAUUUAUAUAAUAUGUGUGAUUUUACAUAUAAAUGAAUGUUGUAGAUUUAACGAACACCCUUACUCAAUUAUAGUAUUACAAGUCAAACUUAAACAACCUUAACUUUUACAAUUUAACUUAAAAAGUUAUGUUUAAGCCAUCCAUCAGCUUUUCAUAUGUGAAGUGUUUGCCUUGCAUAUUCAGCCAAUCAGGGACAUCUGAUUUUUAAAAUGUUUAGUUUCUUUAUUUGAAUUAUUACUUACUGGUGAAGACAACUCUUCAUGAUUAUGUAAAUUGCUUUAACCGUGCAUGCGCAUAUAGCCACACCUACUGUUUUCAUAAGGCGAAAUUUCAGUGUCAACGCUGAUUUAAAUGACAUCAUUCUAUCUUGCAGUGAUUGACAGGUCUUUCUGACAGGCACACGGCUAUAUUAUAAAGCUAAUGCAAUGAGGAUGGGGCUAACACUAAGUCGGUCAGAAUUUAUUAAGUAAUUUCUUCGUGAAUAAGAAACGGUGACUGGCGCUGUGCUGUUACCGCUCCCUCAUUAGGUUACUCAUUCAUGAAGAAAUUACUUAAUAAACUCCAUCAUAUACAUGGAGAAAUAAGAUAUCUAAUUAUUAUUCGCGAAUUAUCAUUUUAAAUAGUAGCGUCAUUAUUGUGUUUUUUCAAAAAUGUAUUCCAUGCAAAAAUAAAAUAGUGGGUAAUCAAUAUAAAUAAAACAUAAGACACAUCGUUAACACAUUCUUUGCAUCCUUAUGAUAGAUGGCUUACCCUAACCUGAAAAUGUGAAUUAUUUUUUGUUUUAAUUAUUCCUGUAUAGUUUUCAUAAAGAUCUGUGAUAGUAUUAACAUUUUCAACAGGGUAUAAAAAUCAAAUUUGCUAUCAAUUUACCGGUACCUCUAAUUUACAUGACUGUAAUAUCUUCAUAUCCAUAUUGUACGUUAUGCUCAUUGGUUUGUUAUAUUUUCAUGAAUGUUCAUGAAGAUGUUCACUUGAACCCGCAAUAAUGAUGUGAAUAUUCAUAUUCUUUAAUUUAACCUUCUUGAUAUAAAUGAAUGUUUGGCAAUCAAUGGGCUGAUUGUUCAGAACUCAGUUAAAGGUCAACGAGGUUGUUAUCGUCAUCAUUCGUCAUCAUUCUUAAAUUUCAAAUAUUGACUGCUCUGGAAGUUGAAUGGAUAAACCCAUGAUCUGCAGUACUUCUAACAAGAUUGGAGACAACGGUUUCAGAUGUAUUGGUUUUUUGUUAAAAAAUAAUCAGCACAUCAUCAAAUAUUUCUUGUUUUAGAGUUAACAACAAUCUUGUUAAUCAUGUUGUUAACUUUAACAAAGUUCUGAACAAUUGGCUCAAUGGAUAUACAAUUGUGAUACUCGGGUUUUAUCCUGGUCAAAUAUCCUCAGUAAUAAUGUGAUAUAUUUUUUAUCAAUUUACAUUUACUCAGCUUACGUUAAUUUGUUUAUUAAGUGUUGAUUUUGACCAAAUGCCGUCUAAACAAUGUUUACACUGGUGUUUAUACCAGUAGCUUUGCACAAUUUUAAAGCUUUUUUUUGCAAAUUUGAUUUGAAUAAAGUUACUGUGUUAAGAACAUGAAAUAAUAUAUGUAUAUUUCGUAA
Mya arenaria is the source of this 13862-nucleotide messenger RNA. RefSeq lists its product as uncharacterized. Bases 133 to 11823 code for a protein of 3896 amino acids. Gene Ontology annotation, molecular function: calcium ion binding; protein binding. The transcript is spliced from 80 exons. Lineage: Eukaryota; Metazoa; Mollusca; Bivalvia; Myida; Myidae. The record is from RefSeq and is a predicted model, not a curated record. Gene Ontology annotation, biological process: signal transduction.